Diaporthe batatas is the source of this 1593-nucleotide messenger RNA. RefSeq lists its product as uncharacterized. The transcript has 2 exons. The coding region runs from base 1 to 1593 and encodes 530 amino acids. NCBI's taxonomy places the organism in Eukaryota, Fungi, Ascomycota, Sordariomycetes, Diaporthales, Diaporthaceae. Gene Ontology annotation, biological process: siderophore biosynthetic process. The record is from RefSeq and is a predicted model, not a curated record.
AUGCCCUCCUCGACCGUGCGACUGCCCGACGGCCAAACAUUCACGGUCCAGCCAGUCUUUGCGGGGCUCUUCUUCAAGAGCCAUGAGCUCAACAAGAACCACCAGUCUCCCUUCCCAAUAGGCUGGACCAUUGUCAUCCACACCGAGGACGAUGGCAGGCCCAGCAAUGACAACAACGACAACAACGACGCCGACGACGACGCCAUGGUGGUUAACCGCGGCGACAAGCACGAGAACGGCGUCGCCCGCCGAUCCCACAUCCACUCCUUUACCAGCCCGACCCUGCAGAACGACAGCCUCUACAUCUCGUCCAUAUCGAACCCCUCCUCGGCCGACUUCAAGCCCGCCGCCUCGCCCACCCGCCAGAUCGCAAUGAUGCUGUGGAUCACCCUCUACUGGUACUUCCACCAGCCCGCCCCGGGCAAGACCCUCCCGCCAGACGAGAAUUCGAAACAGACUCCGGCACAAGGGAGGCCCAGGGGGGACUGGCGCAUCAACAUCAAGAGGGAUGGCGUCCUGAGGGGCCGCAACCUGAUCCCCAAGCUCGAGAGGAUGGGCCUGAUCGCCACCCUCGACUCGGCGGUGGGGUCGUCCAUGGACGACACCAGCCAGGAGUGGGCCAACAUGUUCGUGUCACAGAGGAUGUUCUGGCAGAUCCCCGGCCGCCUGUUCCUCUUCACCCUCCAGCCCACGCAUCGCCACGCCAGCUCCCACCCGGGGUCGCCGAUCCCCUCCAGGCCGACCAGCCCCGUCCGCAACGAGAGGCCCACGAGCCCACAGCAGCCGCUCUCCCCCAGCUUCCACCUCAACGCCGACCUCCCAGGUGCGCCGCCGCCACAGACCAUCGUCAGUGUCCCCAGCUUCCCGAUCGGCCCCUUCUUCUCGUCCUCACACCUGCCCACCUACUACCCACCGGGGCCCCUCCACUAUACCUUCACCAACAACAUCCGCCACCCGGUGCGCCCCAAGCCCCCACGCAUGGGCGAGGUCUUUUACACCCGCUUUGUCCCCAGCGUGGGCAAGUACCUGUCCCUGCGCGUCGCCUCGUCCUCGCCAAAGCCGGUCCCCUACCUCGGCCCCGUCUCCUCCCCGCCCAGCGAGGAACACCACCUCAAGACCAUGUGCGACAUAGUCCUGGUCCAGAUGUGGCUCAACAACCCGCGCGUGUCAAAGUUCUGGGGCGGGUACGUCCCCAACUUCCUGACCAACGCCCUCGCCAGCCGGCACAGCUUCCCCGCCAUCGGCAUGUGGGACGGCGUGCCCUUCGGCUACUUUGAGAUCUACUGGGUCAAGGAGGACGCGCUGGGCCGGCACGUUGACGUCGACGACUGGGACCGGGGCAUCCACGUCUUUAUCGGCGAGGAGUGGGCGCGCGGCAUCGUCCAGUCGUGGCUUAGCUCCCUCGUGCACUGGAUAUUCUGCGCCGACUACAGGACGCGGAGCGUGUGUAUUGAGCCGAGGGUCGAUAAUGAGAGAUUCAUACAGCUCCUCCAAGGCGGCGGUUUCAUCAAGGAGAAGGAGGUCACGUUCCCCCACAAGCAGUCGUGGUUUGGGCGGUUGAGGAGGGAGAACUGGGAGGGUCCUUCGUUGUAG